GUAAAUACCUCCGUUUAUACUCUAUUGGAGUUUUUGUUUAUGCUUCACCCAGCUGUUUUGAUCUGUCUUGGUAUUUCUAGUGCUUAUGCAGCACAGUGCCCAGUACGUACUGUUCAUUGGUGUGGAUGUACAUUGAGUUAAUCAGUGAGUGAGUCUAGUCUGCUGAUUAGGACUGGCCCCGCCCCUUAUAAGACUGCUUCCUGUUCUAUAGAAGGCUUCCUUAAGCAUAGUUGCUACAUUCCUUUAGUUGUGAGUUGGUGACGGUGAGAGAGGGUAUCUGGGUAGAAGGGUAUGGUGGUUACUAUAACCCAAGUACAAAGUGUGGGGCUGUUGCCAAGUCUCUGGGUUUCUUUAGCCCUUGUUGAGUAUAAAGAGGAAGGACAACUGAACCACACCUUUCCUCUGAAGUUUUUACAUUCUUAAGAGACAAUACUUCUGAGGGGGUGGUGGGUGUUAGGGAGAAGGAACUGUGAGCCAACAGCUAUUUUGGUACUUUUUCCCUUUCUCUAGUGAGGGUGUCAUGUCAUGUCCCCGGGAGUGAGUGUUGGCUGUAUCUGACAGGAGUGGGGUAUAUGUGUGUAAGUGGGAGAGUCCUUGGUAGAAUGAAAAUUGUUAUGCUCUUUUGGUUGGCUCUGGAUUUCCAUCUCUUAAGAGUACGUAAUCAGGCAGUUAAGGGUCUAGUUCUCUAUUUCCUGCUGUGUGGGCUUCUAGGGAGGGAUCUUUGAUAGGCAGAACAAAAUUUCUUCCUUAACAGCCCCAGAGGGCUGGAGUCAGAUCAAGACUGGGUUUCUUGAUUACUUGUUUGUUUGUUUGCUCGUUCCUUCAUUCACUUCACUUAAGCAUUCACACAUUCAACAAAUAUUUAUUGAGUCUUUAGGCACUGUUCUAGGUACUGGGGAUACAACAGUAAAUAAAACAGACAAACCGGCCCUCAAUGAGCUUACAUUCUAGUGGGGAAGAUAGAUAAUUUCAGUAGUGGAAACUGCUAAGAAGAACGUAGGGUUAGGAAGCUAGAAAGUGAAGGUGGGAAGCUGUACUAUUUAGAUAGAAUUGUUGAAUAGCGCCUCUCUGAGGAGAUGGCGUUUGAAAAGAACAGAGUGAUGCGAGCACUGUGAAGACCAUAAGAAGAGCAUUCCUGGCAGAGGGGAUGGGAAGUAUUCACGAAGGCCUGGAUGAGAAAAGUAUGACUGAGGAGGAUGGUUGGUUAUACGGAUUAGACUGUAUAGGUCAAGGCAAGGGAUUUGGAUUAUUACUAGUGUGAUAGGAAAUAAUUGGAAGGUAUUCAGCAGAAGAGAGAUGUAAUGUAAUUUAUGUUUUAAAAAUAUCACUCUGGUUGCUAUGUGGAGAAUAGAUUCUGACGGAGGGCAAGACUGGAAGCAUGGGGACCCGAUUGGAAGUUAUUGCAAUAGUGAGUCAUAUUUUGAGGGUAUAGAUGAUAACGUUUGCUGAUGAACUGGAUAUUGGAAGUAAGGAAAAGAAGAAAUGAGGAUGAUACCGAGCUUUUUAGCCUGAGCCUAUUUGUAAGUCUGGACUGGUCAAUAACCUCUGGGCUUGCCACUCCAGCCUAGUGUAUUUUCUGGCUCCAUGGCCAGCAACUGGCUCCUACAGACCGGAUGAAGCAGACUGGAAACACGAGGGAAGACAGCCUCCAGCUGGCAAAUUCUCAGAGUGUAGUGCUCUGGCCGCUGGCCCUGUCCAGCCUGCCUCAUGGAGAGGAUGAACUGGCUGAGCAGACUGGCCUCCCGGGGCCCUGGGCACCGUGUACCUCAAGGGGCCAGUCUGCAGACCCCUGUCAUGGCUGACCCUGAGACUUGCCUCAUGGUCUUCAAGAAUCACUGGUCCCAGGUGGUGCGGAUCCUGGAGCGGCAAGGCCCUCGGGCAGCUCUCGGGGGUGCAGAUGACCUCAGCGCUGUGCGCAACCAUACCUACCAGAUGGUGACGCUGCUGGCGGAGGAUCGCGCCAUCCCUUUGUCCCCCGCUGCCCCCGGGCCCCUUCUGGAGUUUGCUCUGCGUGAGGAUCUGCUAAACCGUGUGUUGGCCUGGCAGCUUCAGUGGGAUGAGCUUGGGGAUGGGGUUGAAGAACGGCGGGCUGAGCAACUGAAACUCUUUGAGAUGCUGGUGAGCGAAGCCCGCCAGCCACUGCUGCGGCAUGGUCCAGUUCGUGAGGCUCUGCUGACCUUGCUGGGUGCCUGUGGCCGCCCUGUGCCCAGCAGCCCAGCACUGGAUGAAGGCCUGGUGCUACUUCUCAGCCAGCUGUGCGUGUGUCUGGCCCGGGAGCCUUCAUUGCUUGAGUUCUUCCUGCAGCCACCUCCUGAGCCUGGAGCUGCCCCCCGUCUCCUCCUCUUUUCUCGCCUUGUUCCCUUCGUCCAUCGAGAGGGCCCCCUGGGCCAGCAGGCCCGUGAUGCCCUACUCCUGCUUAUGGCUCUGUCAGCUGGGAGCCCCACUGUGGGUCGUUACAUCGCAGAUCACUCUUACUUCUGCCCGGUGCUGGCUACAGGAUUGAGUGCCCUGUACUCCUCCCUGCCUCGAAAGAUUGACGUUCCAGGGGAUGACUGGCACUGCCUGCGACGGGAGGACUGGCUGGGAGUGCCAGCCCUUGCACUCUUCAUGAGUUCCCUAGAGUUCUGCAAUGCAGUCAUUCAGGUGGCCCACCCUCUGGUGCAGAAGCAGCUGGUCGACUAUAUCCAUAAUGGGUUCUUAGUACCUGUCAUGGGCCCUGCUCUGCACAAGACCUCUGUGGAGGAGAUGAUUGCCAGUACCGCCUAUCUGGAACUUUUCCUACGGAGUAUCUCAGAGCCUGCCUUGCUCCGUACCUUCCUGCGAUUCCUGCUGUUACACCGGCAUGACACCCACACCAUCCUUGACACCCUCGUUGCCCGCAUUGGCAGCAACUCCCGGCUCUGCAUGGUCUCUCUGAGUCUCUUCAGGACCCUACUGAACCUCAGCUGUGAGGAUGUCCUGCUGCAGCUGGUUCUCAGGUAUCUUGUUCCGUGUAACCAUGUGAUGCUGAGCCAGAAGCCAGCUGUGCGCGAUGUGGACCUAUACGGACGAGCAGCCGACAAGUUUCUCUCCCUAAUCCCACGCUGUUGUCGGCACCGUGCCCCCAGCCCACCCCGUCCAGAGCAUGCCUCGUGGGCACGAGGUGGGCCUAGCAGAGAGGCAGGGAGAAGGGAGGACACUACGGGCCCUGGAAGCCCAAGUGUUGACUCCUCUUCUGUGGUGACAGUACCCCGGCCCUCUACGCCUUCUCGCCUGGCCCUCUUCCUGCGACAGCAGAGCUUGGGUGGCUCUGAGUCCCCAGCCCCAGCCCCUCGCUCACCAGGGCUUGCUGCAUCCCCAGCCUCUAGCCCUGGCCGACGGCCCAGCCCUGCUGAGGAGCCUGGUGAGCUGGAAGACAAUUACCUGGAGUAUCUGCGUGAGGCGCGCCGUGGUGUGGACCGCUGUGUCCGAGCCUGCCGUACCUGGUCUGCCCCCUAUGAUGGCGAGCGGCCCCCUCCUGAACCCAGUCCUAUUGGCUCCCGGACUAAGAAACGCAGCCUACUGCCAGAGGAGGACAGGGACAAUGUGGGGGAAGUGGAAGAGGAAGAGCUGGGGAGUGGGGGACUGGCUGGGGGGGCAGGGGAGGGCCCCAGCCAUCUGCCUCCUCCCCAGCUCAAUGGGAUGCCAGGACCAUGGCCUGAGGGGGCCAAGAAAGUUCGUCGGGUGCCACAGGAGGGAGCUGGGGAACUGCUAGAGGGCACCUCCGAGGGCAUGGCAGGACUAGAGGGCUUUGGGCAGGAGCUCCGGGAACUGGAGGUGGCAUUGAGCAAUGGGGGAGCUGGCUCAGAGCCCCCCCUAGAGCCUCCACUACCUCUUGAGGAGGAGGAAGCCUACGAGAGCUUCACCUGUCCCCCUGAGCCCUCUGGCUCCUUCCUCAGCAGCCCUUUGCGGACUCUCAACCAGCUGCCAAGCCAGCCCUUCACUGGCCCCUUCAUGGCUGUGCUCUUUGCCAAACUCGAGAAUAUGCUGCAGAACUCCGUCUAUGUCAACUUCCUGCUGACGGGGCUGGUGGCCCAGCUGGCCUGUCACCCCCAGCCCCUGCUCCGCUCUUUCCUGCUCAACACCAACAUGGUCUUCCAGCCCAGUGUCAAGUCCCUGCUGCAGGUGCUGGGCUCUGUGAAGAAUAAGAUUGAGAGCUUUGCAGCCUCCCAGGAGGACUUCCCAGCACUGCUCUCCAAAGCCAAGAAGUACCUCAUUGCCCGUGGCAAGUUGGACUGGGCUGAGGGCCCCACAGCAGGACCUGUUCCCCGCCGCUCCGAUCCUCUAGUGAAGAGCCGGAGGCCGUCCUUGGGGGAGUUGCUCCUGCGGCAUGCACACAGUCCCACCAGGGCCCGGCAGGCAGCGCAGUUGGUUCAUCAGCCUGGGAGAGAUGGCACGGGACUUGGCCUAGGUGGGGGCUCCCCUGGGGUAGAAACUCCGGUUCUGCCCCCCCGGGGCGGGGCCCCUGAGCGCCAAGGCGAGGCUCUGCGCGUCAAGAAUGCUGUCUACUGUGCAGUCAUUUUCCCCGAGUUUCUCAAGGAGUUGGCUGCCAUCUCCCAGGCCCAUGCUGUCACCUCACCUUUCUUGUUGGAUUCUUCAGAAGAGGGAUGUACCCUUCCCAUCUCAGGCUUCGGGCCCCUCAAUCCUUAACUUUCUUCCAUGGACAAUCAGGGCCUUGAGUGGCCUGGGCUGGGGCCAGGGUCCAGGCUCCUUUUUAUGUUUGGAGGCAGUGGCAAGAGGACUUUUUAAUUUAUUUCAGAUGAAUGUUUUAUGGAGAACUUGUUGCAAUAUGUAUAAAAGGGAAAUCUCUA
Hipposideros armiger (great roundleaf bat) is the source of this 4829-nucleotide messenger RNA. It is a transcript of the gene FHIP1B, whose product is annotated as FHF complex subunit HOOK interacting protein 1B. Gene Ontology annotation, biological process: lysosome organization; endosome to lysosome transport; endosome organization. NCBI's taxonomy places the organism in Eukaryota, Metazoa, Chordata, Mammalia, Chiroptera, Hipposideridae. The record is from RefSeq and is a predicted model, not a curated record. The coding region runs from base 1708 to 4668 and encodes 986 amino acids. The transcript is spliced from 12 exons. Gene Ontology annotation, cellular component: FHF complex.